CUGACGCUUCAGUUGCCAACUUUUUGACUUUGACAUAUUUUUAUUCAAAUUUCUUAAUUGGAAAGAGUUGUAUUCUUCCGUCUACAUGGACUCUAUGGACUACUGCGCGUACUAGCGAGUACGCUGCCUAAUUGCCGUCUGCAUAAGUGCUGUGAAUUUCAAUUAAUCAGCUGCGCGCUUGCCAGUUUUUGUUGUAGCGCGUUGUUGAAAAUACAAAUUACACACUUCGCACAUUUCGUUUGCUAAGCGGCUUGGCUGUAUGAAAAUGUGUCAGUAGUAAAGUGUGGCCAAUUAUAGGUGCAAGCCGUGGCCGGGUAAAAUAAGUCUAUUCAUUUGCUUAGAAAUGUGGAAAGUGUGACAAAACUGCGAAGGGAAUAAUAGAAACAAAAACAAAAACAAAGAAACGUUACAAAUAAUUGUUGGUGUUGAAGAAAAAACAUUUAUUUCUUAAAUGGUACAAACUUUUUCUAAAUCUUGCUUGGUGAAUGCAAAUAAAGUGUGCUUGGCGUAAAAACAGGAAGAGUUUUCAAAACAAAAACGCAAAGAAUUAAUCAUAAAAACGGUAGCCAUUUAUAAGCAAAAACAAAAAAGAGGAAAGAAGGCGUGCGCAAUCGAAGUAUUUCAAGUAUUCGCAAGUGAAUCGUUUUCGGAAGAUUAGCGUGCAGAGAAGAACGAAAGUGAUACAAGAAAAGUGCUGCUGCUAAGGACAGAAAAUGGGCGUUGUGAGCGGUGGUGUGGCAGCAUGUCUGCUGUUACUCUGCUCCUUGAAAGGCCACACAUUGGCACACAUCCGCAUCGAUGCCCCUGAAGUGCAUGCCAUAGAACCUGCACCCCAUUCUCCAAGCAGUUUUGUGCGCUCGGCUGUGGAAAGCGUUCCUGCCGAGGAUCAGGCGGUGUUGUCGCUCAGUCGUUUUAGUAUGCGCCCCUCAUUCGGUGAUAUAUUUUUGCCACUGCGUAGUGCAGUUGAAAGCGUGCCUUCUGUGAAUUUACGUAAACUCAGCGAAUUGAGCGACUCCUUUGGAGUGCGCUCUUUCGUACGCGACUCAGUCGAAGCUUUGCCAACGGAUUAUGAAAGCGAUGAUGACGAAGAUUCGGAGUUGGUAACGAAUGAAGAUUUGGUACGGAGCACCAUCGCUACUAAUGCUGAGCCAGAUAAAUUUCUGGACACAAUCGCACCUGAAGUGGAGACUGCUGUGGAAACAUUUCCAGCACCUGACCCCUGGACUGUGUCGGACAAAUAUGCCGCCUUUGCCUCACCUGCAUUGGACAAUAAAUAUUUGCCUCAACCAUACCGCGCUGACUCACCCUAUCAACAGCUAUUAAAGCCCAUGGAAGUGGAACACUUCGAUCAACUCGAUGAUGUGGAGCUGCUGCGGGAUCAGUUCGGUUAUGGCGCGCUGACACAUAGUCAAAAUGGUGAUAUCGGUGAAUAUUAUGGUGCGCCGGCACAUUUGAAAUCUGCGCCACCGGCGCGUAAAAAUUACAACAAUUCACCAAAAGUGCUAUGCCACAUUACAAAUUGGGCAUUCUAUCGCAAAGCGGAUGGUAAAUUCGUGCCGGAGAAUCUGGAUGCCAGUCUAUGCACAACUCUCAUUUACUCCUUCGCAUCAUUGGAUCCGGAUCAUUUAACUAUCAAAGAGUUUGAUCCAUGGGUAGAUAUUGAGAACCAGUACUAUAACCGUGCUGUGGAAACGGGUGUACCCGUUAUGAUCGCCUUGGGUGGUUGGACUGAUUCUACGGGCGACAAAUAUUCCCGACUUGCAAGUGAUGAGAUAAAACGUAAAGUGUUCGCAUCAAAUUUGGUGGGUUUCCUAAAACGAAACGGCUUUUCUGGUUUGCAUUUGGACUGGAAUUAUCCAAAAUGUUGGCAGAGCGACUGCUCUAAAGGCCCGGCAAGUGACAAGCCCAAUUUGACCAAACUGCUGCGUGAAAUACGCAAUGAGUUUGAUCGCGUCGACAAGAAGCUACAACUUGGCGUUGCAUUAUCUGGCUACAAAGAGAUUAUAACUGAGGCAUAUGAGCUCGCGGAGCUGUCGAAGAUCGUCGAUUACAUGACCGUCAUGACGUACGAUUAUCAUGGCGCUUGGGAAGGGCGCACCGGUCAUGUCAGUCCUCUAUAUGGACGUAAAGGUGAUCGCUACCCGCAAUACAACACUGACUACACUAUGCAACUUUUGGUAAAAUCCGGUGCUAAGCGUGAAAAACUUAUUAUGGGAAUUCCAUUUUACGGACAAUCGUUCACGCUGAAUCGUGCCAGCACUACUUUAGUUGGGGAGGGUGUGGACACCACGACGACAGGCGAACCCGGAGAAUUCACCAAACAGCCCGGAAUGCUGGCCUACUAUGAAAUCUGCCACCGCAUACGCAAAGACAAAUGGCUAACGGGCCGUGACGCCGAGCGCAAAUCGGGACCGUAUGCAAUGCUGCGCAACCAGUGGGUCGGGUAUGAAGAUCCUGCCUCGGUAGAGGCAAAGGCGCGAUAUGCGGCGAAUAACGAUUUUGGUGGGGUUGCUGCGUGGACUGUUGAUUUGGAUGAUUUCCAGAAUCGUUGCUGCAGCGAAGCAUUCCCAUUGCUGAAAGCAAUUAAUCGCGCACUCGGAUUACUUAAUACCGAACCACCAACUCGUGGAAAUUGUGAGCGCCCGGCUGCACCUGUGACGCCUGUACCACCAGUCAUGACGACGGUUAGUAGCGAUGGAUCUAUUGGUAGCUCAAUUACACAGCAACAUGAUCACCCUUCAUCAACCGCGCCAACUACGUGGUGGCCAACAAGCAGCUCCACUUCGACAACACCCUGGUGGACACCAACUUCCACUACACCAAUUCCUACGACGACCAGAAAAACCACCACGACCACAAAAGCCACCACUACAACAACCACCAGACGACCGACAACUCACUCAACAACCACGCGUCGACCAAAUCGUCCGGAGCACACCACAAUACCGUCACCAGCAGUCGUGCGUCCAGUUGUGCAAGCCUCCAACUGUCAAGUAGGCCAAUUUUACGCAGAUCGUUCCAACUGCAAUGCCUACUAUCAGUGCAUCACAGCGGGUGAGCUGCAACAGCAAUUUUGUCCUGGUGGCCUGCAUUGGAAUAAUAAGAGCAAAAAUUGUGACUGGCCUGAUUCUGCGCAAUGUUCUGUGAAAAACAAGCCCGUUGCAACAACGAACUAUGCCACUACACGACCCACCAAGUCACCUGGCACAACCGAACGCCCACCAACAAGGAGUACAACACGCGUGUCCAACCGCACCACACAACGCACCACUACUGCGGCAACUACAGCUUUGUCUUCAACUUCGCGCAAACCAUCGAAAAAACCUUCCAGUAAACCAUCGCGUAAACCAAGCGGACAAAAACCACAAAGACCCAACAAACCCCAACGUCCGAGUGCCAGGUGUAACGAAGGCGAAUAUUACACGCACAAGAAAUGUGAUCAGUACUAUAUUUGUGUAAAUGGCGCGUUGGUACCGAAUUCUUGCGGUGGCAAUCUUCACUGGGAUGCCCUUCGCCAGACUUGUGAUUGGCCCGAAAACGUGCACUGCGUCACUACCAAACAAUAUUUGCGCAUUGUGAAGUCACAAGCACUACGCUCGGGCAAUCCAUUGGCGCUGCGCAACUCCAACCCCAGUGACCCCUGCGAUGGUGAAGAGCGUGUUGCUUAUCCUGGAGACUGCUCGAAGUUCCUCUUCUGUCUAUGGAAUCGUCUACAAGGCAGCGACUGUCCUCCUGGUCUACACUUUAAUGAAGCAAUAAGUAACUGUGAUUGGCCAGUCUCCGCAAAGUGCACGCAAGACGGUAGCGCUCAAGGCUCAAGUGAAGUCGAGAGUCUGGAACCGAGUGAAAAUGAGAUCUCAGGAGCAAGUUCGGUAGCGCACCAAAAACCAAAACCCACUAUGCGGCCAGCACCCAGCACUACUACGACUACAACACGUGCACCUCGUCCCACUUAUCCAACAGAUAAACCCAUGUUGGCCCCGCUCGACGGCUACUACAAGGUUGUGUGUUACUUCACUAACUGGGCUUGGUACCGCAAAGGCGUGGGACGUUACACACCUGACGAUAUCAAUAUAGACUUAUGUACUCACAUUGUUUAUGGAUUUGCCGUGCUUGACUACUCCAACUUGGUGCUACGUACGCACGACUCGUGGGCGGACAUUGACAAUAACUUCUACACGCGUGUCAGUGGUUUGCGUAGUAAGGGUGUGAAAGUGAGUCUUGCCUUGGGCGGUUGGAACGAUUCGCAAGGUGACAAAUAUAGUAGACUUGUAAGGAAUCCCUCCGCCAGAGCACGCUUUGUUAAGCAUGCUGUCGAGUUUCUAGAGAAGUACGGAUUUGAAGGUCUUGAUUUGGAUUGGGAAUAUCCGGUGUGCUGGCAGACGGAUUGCAACAAGGGUGUGCCGGAUGAAAAAGAAGCAUUUACUGCUUUGGUGCGUGAGCUUUCAGAGGAGUUCAAGCCACGUGGUCUACUACUGUCAACUGCGGUCUCGCCCAGCAAGAAGAUCAUCGAUGCCGGCUACGAUGUGCCACAGCUGUCUGAAUAUUUUGAUUGGAUUGCUGUGAUGACUUAUGACUUCCAUGGUCAAUGGGAUAAAAAGACUGGCCAUGUCGCACCACUUUUCUACCAUCCGGAAGAUGAAAUUGAUUAUUUCAAUGCUAAUUUCUCGCUGAACUACUGGAUUGAGAAGGGUGCGCCGUCGCGCAAAAUUGUCAUGGGUAUGCCACUGUAUGGGCAGUCAUUUACGCUUGAAAAUGCAAAUAUUAAUGGCCUCAAUGCCAAGGCACCUGGCCCUGGUAAAGCAGGCGAAUUUACGCGUGCUGCAGGUUUCCUGGCCUAUUACGAAAUUUGUGAUCGCAUCAAGAAUGACGGCUGGGAAGUCAUACAAGAUGAGCAAGGACGCAUGGGGCCAUAUGCUCGCAAGGGCACACAAUGGGUGUCUUUUGAUGACCCGGCUAUGAUACGUAAGAAGUCGCAAUUAGUGCGUGCCAUGGAUUUGGGCGGUGGUAUGGUGUGGGCUUUGGACUUGGAUGAUUUCCGCAAUCGUUGUGGAGAUGGCGUACACCCGCUGCUUACACAAAUUCAUGAUGUGCUGAAGGAUCCACCGAAGGAGUAUGAGGAAAUGCCUGGCCUUAUUGCCAAUGAACCAGUAAUACCUUCAACAGAAACAGAGUCGGGAGAAGAGUUAAACACCAUAGAAGCUUCCGUCGUACCUGAAGAUAUAGAGACAGGGUUUGCCGAAGAAAAUGUUGUCGAUCCGAAUGGUGACGUUGAAGAAGUGAUCUCCUCGGCAGAGCAAAGCCAAGAAGAAGCUACAGGCACUGGCACCAUAAUUGGCACCGGUACGAGUACCGGCACUUCCGCGGAGAUUGAGACCGAAACGAAUAACUUUAAGGUUGUCUGCUAUUUCACCAAUUGGGCUUGGUAUCGUCAAAAUGGUGGAAAAUUCCUGCCCGAAGACAUUGAUCCCGAUCUGUGCACACACAUUGUCUACGGUUUUGCUGUACUCAACCGGGAGUCACUCACAAUUCAACCGCAUGACUCUUGGGCUGACAUGGACAACAAGUUCUACGAACGUGUGGUGGCCUUCCGAAAGAAGGGCAUCAAGGUGACCGUGGCGAUUGGUGGUUGGAAUGAUUCAGCCGGUGACAAGUAUGCUCGUUUGGUGCGCAACGCUGCUGCAAGAGCACGUUUUAUAAGCCACGUUACUGAAUUUAUUCAAAAGUAUGGAUUUGAUGGUCUGGAUCUGGACUGGGAAUACCCCGUUUGUUGGCAAGUGGACUGCAAGAAAGGCACAUCUGACGAAAAGGAUGCAUUCACUGCUUUAGUGCGUGAACUCUCACAGGCAUUCAAGCCGAAAGGACUGUUAUUGUCGUCGGCUGUGUCGCCCAAUAAGAAGGUUAUUGAUGCCGGUUAUGAUGUGCCGUCUCUCUCCCGCUACUUCGACUGGAUUGCCGUUAUGACAUAUGACUUCCACGGGCAAUGGGACAAAAAAACUGGUCACGUUGCGCCAAUGUACGAUCAUCCCGCCGGCACAGAAACGUUUAACGCCAAUUUCUCCAUAAAUUAUUGGUUACAAAAUGGUGCCGAACGUCAGAAGAUCAUCAUGGGUAUGCCAAUGUACGGACAGUCCUUCUCGCUAGCACAAGCAUCAGACCAUGACUUGAAUGCGCCAACGUAUGGAGGCGGUGAAGCCGGCGAAGCAACACGCGCACGCGGUUUCCUAGCUUACUACGAGAUCUGCUCGUACAUUCGUAAGCGCGGCUGGAGUGUGGUACGCGAUCCACGAGGACGCAUGGGACCGUACGCCUUCCAACGCGAUCAGUGGGUCUCCUUCGACGAUGUUUCGAUGAUCCGGCAUAAGAGUGAAUACGUACGAGCAAUGGGAUUGGGUGGCGCUAUGAUUUGGGCGCUGGAUUUGGAUGACUUUAAAAACACAUGCGGCUGCGAGACUUACCCUCUGCUGAAAACGAUUAACCGUGUCCUGCGAAACUAUCCAGGUGUAGCACCAAAGUGCGUGCUAGAACGGAGGGACUAUACCAUGAUUGCUAGUGAUAGUGGUCCGUCGCAGGCGUACUCUGUGAAACCGAAACCGGGCGAAACUCCCCGCCCCACCUACUCCAGUCAGCUCAUCGAAAGUUCGCCACAAAUUCCAGCAGGUGCAUUAGAAGACUUUGGUGAAGUGGAGAAGCAGCCGUGCAACGGAAGGAACUUUGUGCCGCACGAGCACGAUUGCAACAAAUACUAUGUUUGUCAGUUUGACAAGCUGAUUGAGCAGAGCUGUCCCGCUGGUCUACAUUGGAACGAGUUUUACUGUGAUUGGCCGCAAAACUCUAAAUGCUCUAUGCGCCAAGAGGCAACCACUCAGCGUCCAAUUCCUCAGCGCCCCAAGCCCAUAGCUACAACUACACGACGCCCACAGUCCUCGCAAACGACAAGUCGUCCCAAACCAAUAGCUACCACACCAUCUCCCCGACCAACAAAGCCAACUAAAAAGCCCUCGAUGAUUCCGAAUAAGAAGCCAACCCCACGCCCAAAGCCACCCACUUUGCCACCAAUUACUGGAAGUGGUGAUUAUAAAGUUGUUUGCUACUUCACCAACUGGGCCUGGUAUCGUCCAGGUGAGGGCAAAUAUGUGCCCGAGGAUAUUGAUGAAAACCUCUGCACGCAUGUCGUUUAUGGUUUCGCUGUACUCAAUACAAACUCGCUAACAAUCCGCACACACGACUCCUGGGCUGAUAUUGAUAAUCAUUUUUAUGAGCGCGUAGUUGCCUACAAAAAUAAGGGCAUUCGUGUCACCAUUGCUAUUGGCGGUUGGAAUGAUUCGCUGGGUAGCAAAUAUGCGCGUUUGGUUUUAGAUCCCGAGGCUCGUGCGCGCUUCAUACAGAGCAUACUUGAUUUCGUCGAAAAGUAUGGUUUUGAAGGUUUGGACUUGGAUUGGGAGUAUCCAGUGUGCUGGCAAGUAGAUUGUUCGAAGGGUUCGCCGGCAGAGAAAACAGGAUUUGCUGCACUCGUGCGCGAAUUCUCCGCAGCUUUCAAACCGCGUGGCCUGUUGCUUUCCGCUGCCGUCUCGCCUAGCAAAAUGGUUAUAGAUGCUGGCUAUGAUGUACCACAAUUGGCGCGCUACUUCGAUUGGAUUGCUGUUAUGACUUAUGACUUCCAUGGUAAUUGGGACAAGCAGACUGGUCAUGUGGCUCCGUUAUACUAUGUCGAUGGCGAUACAAAUGAAUAUUUCAAUGGCAACUUCAGCAUUAACUACUGGUUACAGAAGGGUACACCGCGUGAGAAGCUCAUCAUGGGCAUGCCACUUUAUGGACAAUCCUUUACGCUGGCCGAUGUCAAGCAACGCGGCCUCAAUGCUAAGUCUACCGGACCUGGACAGGCGGGAGCAUUCACACGUGCAGCAGGUUUUCUCGCCUACUACGAAAUAUGCGAGAAAGUCAACAGUGGCGGUUGGUCAGUGGAACGAGAUGCGCAAGGACGUAUUGGUCCCUACGCGUACAAUGGCAAUCAGUGGGUUUCGUAUGACGAUGUUUCGGACAUACGACGUAAAGCACAAUUUGUCAAAAGUUUGGGUCUCGGUGGUGGUAUGGUUUGGGCUUUGGAUUUGGAUGAUUUCCGUGGACGUUGCGGCUGUGGUAAGCAUCCGCUCCUGCGUACACUCACGCAAGAGCUACGCGGCAUACCGGGCCAGAGAGCGCACGAUUGCACGUAAAUCAAUUGGGGAGUGGUGGCAGGUGUCUACAGAUUUAGGGUUACCACAAAUACUUAAUAUACUCAUAACAAUAGUAAUUUUCUUGUGCCAAUAAUUUAUGUUAAAGCUCUCGAUUAACAAAUGUGAACAAUUACAAUAUAAAAUAGAAGUAGAAACAUGACUUCGACUUAUUUGAAAUCUGUUUUCAAGAUUUCGAAUUUAAGUCGAAUAUGUUUGAGGCGAGAUGAGAUCUUAAAUACAAUUAAAUUAGUUUAGUUUUUAUUUUCACAAUAGAUUUAACGCCUUAAUUAAAAUACAUUAGUAUUUUUCUAAAUUUCGAAAUGCAAAUAUACGAAAGUACUUAUAAGCCUAACACUCUUUAUAAGAUAUUCAAAAUAAAU
Messenger RNA from Anastrepha obliqua, 8596 nucleotides. Its product is annotated as probable chitinase 10. Gene Ontology annotation, biological process: carbohydrate metabolic process; chitin catabolic process. The record is from RefSeq and is a predicted model, not a curated record. The transcript has 8 exons. Gene Ontology annotation, molecular function: chitin binding; chitinase activity. Gene Ontology annotation, cellular component: extracellular region. NCBI's taxonomy places the organism in Eukaryota, Metazoa, Arthropoda, Insecta, Diptera, Tephritidae. The coding region runs from base 714 to 8216 and encodes 2500 amino acids.